GACAUACGCCAGCGAAAGAGACGCAAUGGGAGUCUGACCAUAGAACUCUGAGAGAGAGAGAGAGAGAGAGAGAGAGAGAGACUUACCGGGAAAGUGACACACCUUGCCGGAGAAUGACACCAGGCGUCCUCCCGGGUAUCGCAGACAACCAGAGUCUGGAGAAACAGAUAGAGAAGCAGAUGGGCUGCAUGGCCGGAUUCCUUCAGCUCUUUGAUCGCCAUCAGAUUCUCGCCGGAAAACGUCUCUAUUCCACCAAACGACUUCCGCCCUCUUCGGCCGUCGACUCUGCAUCGGAGAAAUCCAUCGGCUCUCCUGCAUUCUCCAGCGAGCUGCAACCGCACCAACAAAAAUCCCUGCCUUCGAUGGAAUUUACAAAACCUGCCAUUGGAGCUGCAGCUCGUGAGCAAAAGCGAUCUCCCUCACCUGAGAUCCGAUCUCCAUCCCCGGAAACCCCACCACCGGCUGACGUUCCGGCGAGGAUGCCGCUUCCUCUUCCAGUCUUCGAAUACAAGGAGGGUAUGAGAGCUUCCUGGAAGCUGAGAGAAGCUCCCCGGCUUUCGCUUGACAGCCGGGCGAUCGUCGAUGGGAAGGGAAGCUUCUAUCCGAGAGAGAUCCGGACGAUGACUGCGCAAUCAGCGGCCACGAUCGAGGAGGAGAACAAUGACAAGCAGCGGCGGUCUCCGAGCGUUGUCGCUAGGCUAAUGGGACUGGACGCAUUGCCUGAUUCUGGCCGCGAGCCUUUGAAGAAGGCUGAGCUGCGUCGAUCGGCUUCGGAAUCGAGAGCAUCGAGAGAUCUGAUGCAGUAUCGAUUCAUCGACGGCAAUGCCUUCCCGAUGAAGCAAACAUCAAUGCCGCAGCUGAAUUCUGGAGUCGGCCGCCGCAAUGUGAUACAAGAAAACGGAGUUCCUGAAGAGAGAUCGAAAUCUCUCGGGGCUGUGGAUUCGAAAUGCGGGGGGCCAAAGGCGACGCCGUGGAAUUUGAAGAAGAGCUUCGAUUCGCAGGAUUUCUUCCCGGAGCCGAAACGGACAUCAUCUAUAUACACAGAGAUCGGGAAGCGGUUGAAGAUGCGGGGGAUUGACGAGCCGGCCAACGAUCUCGAGACAUUGAAGCAGAUCCUGGAAGCCCUGCAGCUGAAAGGUCUUCUACAUUCAAAGAAAUCAGACGACCUGCAGAUCGGUUCCGGACGGCGGAAUUUCAUCUACGAUCAUCAUCACCGUCAAUUCAAAGAAUCACCAAUUGUGGUGAUGAGACCGAGAUCACCGAUGCAGCCAGUUAGAAAAGGAAACGAAUCACCACCGUCAAUUUCCAGACCAAAACCUGCAAUCAGGCGGAAUCUCGUCACAGAAACGGCUCCUCCACCGUUAAGGCCGAGGCGAGACCGGGCGGACAUCGAACGGACUCUUCAGAACGAAAGGAGAAACAGAAUCGUGAGAAAUGCCGAUGCUAACGAGAGCAUUGGUGCAAAGAGUCCGAGCUCUUUGGCGAGGAGAAGAGCUUUAAGUACCGAGACGCCGCAGAAGAGAGGCAAGGACGCUUCCGCUAAUUCUCCGAAGAUAAAUGUCAAGAAGAUCGGAUCGGAUCUGAGCAGAUCUCCUAGAAAUAGAAAACAGACUGCUGAAAUUUCUCCAAGAGAGAGGGUUUCAGCUGCUCUGAUGGAGUAUGAAUCAUCUACUGAAAGCAGUAUCAGCGCAUCUUCUCAAAUCGAAUCUGAGAGAACGAAGGGGGAGGAAUAUAAGGAAGGGAGGAGUCUUUUAGAGCGAUGCGAUAAGCUGCUGAAUAGCAUAGCUGAGAUUACGAACGCGGCCGAGCAGCAACCGAGCCCUGUUUCCGUGUUGGAUUCGUCUUUCUAUAAAGAAGACAGCUCUCCUUCGCCGGUCCUUAAGCGAUGUAUCGAUUUCAAAGACGAAAUUGCAGAACGUGAAGAGGACCCAUGGAGUCCUGCGAUCUCACCCGUCCGAUCGAAAUCCGAGGAAGGAUCCGACGACCAGGAUUUCCUCUACACCUCCGAGAUCCUCCGAUGCCACAACAGGGCUGCCUGCCAAGAUCUCGACCUCUUCGCCUUGCUGGAAAAGCAGUACUCCAAAACCAUUUCAUCCUCGAGAGCCUCGAGACUCCACCGGCGGCUCGUCUUCGACACUGUAACAGAGAUCCUCGACCGCAAGCGGCAGCUGCCGCCAUGGAAGGCCUUCUGUCAGUCGAGAUCUGUGGUCGUCGUGGUGGACAGUCCGGUGUUGUUGCGACAGGUAUGGUCGGAAUUGCAGAGAAUCCGAGAGAGGACGGUGGCGGAGGAUCUCUGCAACGUGAUCAAUGGCGUGGUGGAGAGGGAUAUGGCGGGAGAAGGGAUGGACGGAUGGGGUGAUCGGUCGGUGGAGAUGUCCGAGGUGGUGUUGGACAUCGAAAGGCUGAUAUUCAAGGAUCUGGUGGGGGAGACGAUUCGAGAUCUGGCCAGUUUUGCCGGGAAAUGCACGAUCCCGGCGCCUCGAAGGAAGUUGGUGUUUUGAAUCUUCCCGCGCUUGCUUUUUCUUUUUUAAUUUUAUUUUCUGGAGAAAGAGAAAAAAUCUCUCGUUAUUACGCGUUUUUUUUGCUGCUGUUGUCGCGAGAUUUUCCUGUACGCGAGAUAUCGAGGUUACUUGACGAGAAAAUACAUUUUAAGAUCUCGCGUCUGGUAUAGAUCAACGAGAAAUGCUCCAGUGCUCUCAGAGCACCUUAAGUUACA
This is a messenger RNA of Magnolia sinica, 2716 nucleotides long. RefSeq names its product protein LONGIFOLIA 2. Gene Ontology annotation, biological process: regulation of monopolar cell growth. NCBI's taxonomy places the organism in Eukaryota, Viridiplantae, Streptophyta, Magnoliopsida, Magnoliales, Magnoliaceae. The transcript is spliced from 4 exons. The record is from RefSeq and is a predicted model, not a curated record. The coding region runs from base 114 to 2501 and encodes 795 amino acids.